UGGCUGCUCCGCGAGCCCUGUCCUGUCUUCGAGGCGACGGCUUGGCACCUUUGCCCGGCGGGACCUGGGUCUCCACACCUGGGGCUUUCUGGUCCUCGGGAGGCUGCUCUCGGGCAGAGUUCUCGGGGAGGGUCCGGCCCUCAGGCGCCCCCACCCCAGUCUCACGGAUUGAGGUGCGGGGUUGGCGGGCUGGGAGAGGAAGGCUCCAGAAAAGAACAAGGCAAGGGAGAAACACUCUGCCUAAGAAGACAGAGGAGGGUCCGAGAGACGGAGGUGAAGCCAUGUGGCAGCUGCUGCUCCCGCUGGCCCUGGGGCUGGGCACCAUGGGCUUGGGCAGGGCGGAGCUCACGACGGCCCAGCACCGGGGCCUGCAGGUGGCCCUGGAGGAGUUCCACAAGCAUCCGCCCGUGCUGUGGGCCUUCCAGGUGACCAGCGUGGACAACGCGGCAGACACGCUCUUCCCAGCCGGGCAGUUUGUGAGGCUGGAGUUCAAGCUCCAGCAGACGAGCUGUCGGAAGAAGGACUGGAGGAAAGCAGACUGCAAAGUCAAGCCCAAUGGGAGAAAGCGGAAAUGCCUGGCCUGCAUCAAGCUGGACUCAAAGGAUCAAGUCCUGGGCCGGAUGGUGCACUGUCCCAUACAGACGCAGGUUCAACGGGAGCUGGAUGACGCCCAGGAAGCCCAGUGCAGCAGGGUGGAACGCGCCGGCGAGGACCCCCACAGCUACUACCUCCCCGGACAGUUUGCCUUCAUCAAAGCCUUGUCCCCCUGAGCUGAGGCCUGGCAGAAGUCACCCGGCUUCCUGGAAGGAAGGGAGGUCGCCAGUGAAAGCCCGCCUCCCUCCUCUGAGCCCGGGGAGGGGCCACCCCCUGACCCCUGAUCUAAUAAAGCUGUGCUCAGCUGA
Molecule: messenger RNA, 902 nt
Organism: Bubalus bubalis (water buffalo)
Lineage: Eukaryota; Metazoa; Chordata; Mammalia; Artiodactyla; Bovidae
Gene: RARRES2
Product: retinoic acid receptor responder 2
Exons: 6
Coding region: 282-770 (162 amino acids)
Biological process (GO): regulation of lipid catabolic process; inflammatory response
Molecular function (GO): signaling receptor binding
Source: RefSeq, a predicted model, not a curated record